AUGAAACUCACUCUUGCCGCUCUAUCUCUGCUAUCCACCGCUCUUGUUGGCGUGUCAGCUACAUUGAAAGGAUUGGACGUUAGCAGUUACCAAGGAAAUGUAGCUUGGUCAACCGUCAAGUCCAAUGGUGCAUCUUUCGCUUACAUCAAAGCAACUGAGGGAACCACUUACACCAAUUCAUACUUUACUCAACAGUACAAUGGUGCAUAUAACGCUGGUUUGAUCCGCGGCUCGUACCAUUUUGCUCAGCCUGCCUCCUCUUCCGGUGCUGCUCAAGCCAAAUACUUCAUUGCUCAUGGAGGUGGCUGGUCUGCUGAUGGCAAGACUCUUCCCGGUGCCUUGGACAUCGAGUACAACCCUAGCGGUGCUACUUGCUAUGGCUUGUCCCAGUCCGCUAUGGUAAGCUGGAUCAAGGAUUUCAGCAAUACUUACCAUUCUUCCACUGGUCGUUACCCUGUCAUUUACACUACCACUGACUGGUGGACUACCUGCACUGGUAACAGCGCCGCCUUUGGCGCUACCAACCCUCUUUGGAUUGCUAGAUAUUCUUCUUCAGCAGGAACCUUGCCCAAUGGUUGGUCAUACUACUCCUUCUGGCAAAAUGCCGACAGUGGUACCUUCCCUGGUGAUCAAGACGUCUGGAACGGUAAUGCCGCUGGAUUGACUAGCAUGGCAAAGGGAGCUUAA
This is a messenger RNA of Umbelopsis ramanniana AG, 687 nucleotides long. RefSeq lists its product as uncharacterized. The transcript has a single exon. Lineage: Eukaryota; Fungi; Mucoromycota; Umbelopsidomycetes; Umbelopsidales; Umbelopsidaceae. The record is from RefSeq and is a predicted model, not a curated record. Gene Ontology annotation, biological process: cell wall macromolecule catabolic process; peptidoglycan catabolic process; carbohydrate catabolic process. Gene Ontology annotation, molecular function: lysozyme activity. The coding region runs from base 1 to 687 and encodes 228 amino acids.